CACAGAGGGCAGAAAUGCAUUUGUUGGGAGCAUCAAGGACAAGACGACUGCAUGGAAGCAGUACCGGAAAGCCGCCAUCUUAGGAGAGAAUGCUGGCCUUGUCAGGGCCUCAGGAAGGACUAUGGAGCAAUUCACCAUCCACAUCACCACCAGCCCCCGGAGCAAGGCCACGUUCCGGCUGACCUAUGAGGAGGUGCUGAAGCGAAAACUUGGGCAGUAUGACAUUGUCAUCAAAGUCAAGCCCAAGCAGCUGGUGGAGCAUUUUGAGAUCGAAGUGGACAUCUUUGAGCCCCAGGGGAUCAGAAAGCUGGAUGCCCAGGCCUCCUUCCUGCCCAAGGACCUGGCCCAAACCAUCAAGAAGUCCUUUUCAGGGAAAAAGGGUCAUGUGCUUUUCCGCCCCACCGUGAGCCAGCAGCAGUCCUGCCCCACGUGCUCCACAUCCUUGCUGAAUGGGGACUUCAAGGUGACCUACGACGUCAAUCGAGACAAGAUCUGUGACCUUCUGGUCGCCAAUAAUCACUUUGCCCACUUCUUGGCGCCCCAAAACCUGACGAACCUGAACAAGAACCUGGUUUUUGUGAUUGACAUCAGUGGCUCCAUGCAAGGCCAGAAAGUGAAGCAGACCAAGGAGGCACUCCUUAAAAUCCUGGGAGACAUGCGGCCAGGAGACCACUUUGACUUGGUUCUCUUUGGGGCUCAAGUACAGUCAUGGAGGGGCUCACUGGUGCAGGCAUCCGCCGCCAAUCUGCAAGCUGCUCGAAACUUUGUGCAGCAAUUCUCCGUGGCUGGGGCCACAAACAUGAAUGGAGGUUUGCUCCGGGGAAUUGAGAUCUUGGACAGAGCACAGGAAAGCCUCUCAGAGCUCAGCAAUAGUGCCUCCAUUCUCAUCAUGUUGACGGAUGGCGAGCCCACUGAGGGAGAGACGGAUCGUUUCAAAAUCCGUGAGAACGUUCGAAAGGCCAUCCGGGGCAGGUUCCCACUCUACAACCUGGGCUUUGGCAACAGCGUGGACUUCAACUUCCUGGAUGCCAUGUCCAUGGAGAACAACGGGCGAGCCCAGAGAAUCUACGAGGACCAUGAUGCUGCCCAGCAGCUGGAGGGCUUCUACAACCAGGUAGCCAACCCCCUGCUGGUGGAUGUGGAGAUGCAGUACCCCCAGGACACCGUGGUGGCCCUGACCCAGCACCACCAUAAACAUUACUACGAAGGCUCAGAGAUCGUGGUGGCCGGGCGCAUUGCAGAGCACAAGCUGGGUGACUUUAAGGCUAACAUUCGGGCCCAUGGGGAGGGCCAAGAAUUUCAGACAACCUGCCUGGUGGAUGAGGAAGAGAUGAAGAAACUGCUCCGUGAGCGGGGCCACAUGCUGGAGAACCACAUCGAGCGCCUCUGGGCCUACCUCACCAUCCAGGAGCUGCUGGCCAAGCGGAUGAAGGUGGAGGGGGAGGAGAAGGCUAACUUGUCGGCUCAGGCCCUGAAGAUGUCGCUGGCCUAUCAGUUUGUGACUCCGAUGACCUCCAUGACCAUCAGCGGCAUGGCCGACCAGGACGGUCUGGGACCCACCAUUGACAAGCCCCAGGAGGGUAUGGGCAGUGUGGAGUUGCUGGGACCCAGAAGGAUGUACAAGCUGUCUGCCUUGCAGCCUUCUCCUACUCACUCCAGCACCACUGGCCAGCAGUUGCCAGACCAAGUGACUGGUGUGGACACUGACCCCCACUUCAUCAUCCACGUGCCCCAGAAAGAGGACACAUUGUGCUUCAACAUCAAUGAGGAGCCUGGCGUGAUCCUGAGUCUGGUACAGGACCCUGACACAGGCUUCUCAGUGAACGGGCAGCUCAUCGGUGAUGAGGCUCACCAUGAGGGCACAUACUUCGGGCGACUGGGGAUCUCGAGCCCUGCAACGGGCUUUCAGCUGGAAGUGACUCCUCAGAACAUUACCCUGAACCCUGGCUCAGGCGGGCCCGUGUUCUCCUGGAAGGACCAGGCUGUCCUGUGGCAGGAUGAGGUGGUAGUGACCAUCAACAAGAAGAGGAGCCUGGUGGUGUCCAUGGGCGACAGGGGCACCUUCGAGGUGGUCCUGCACCGGGUAUGGAAGGGGAGUGCCAUCCACCAGGACUUCCUGGGCUUCUACGUGCUGGACAGUCCCCAGAUGUCGGCCCGGACGCACGGGCUGCUGGGGCAAUUCUUCCACCCCUUUGAUGUUGAAGUGUCCGAUAUCCACCCAGGCUCUGACCCAAAGAGGCCAGAUGCCACGAUGGUGGUGAAGAACCGCCGGCUGACAGUGACCAGGGGCUUGCAAAGAGACUACAGCAAAGACCCUCGGCAUGGGGCUGAGGUAACCUGCUGGUUUGUCCACAACAAUGGCGCUGGGCUGAUUGACGGCAUCCACACAGACUAUAUCGUCCCUGACAUCUUCUGAGCUCUGCACCCAGCACACCUGUCCUCCCUGGGGCCUUGACAGAGGAGGAGGAUAGCAUCCUGACCUACUGCCCAGGCCAUACCUCCCUUUCUGAGCUGGUGCCCCUUGCC
Loxodonta africana (African savanna elephant) is the source of this 2526-nucleotide messenger RNA. RefSeq names its product inter-alpha-trypsin inhibitor heavy chain 1 (gene ITIH1). The record is from RefSeq and is a predicted model, not a curated record. Gene Ontology annotation, biological process: hyaluronan metabolic process. The coding region runs from base 122 to 2416 and encodes 764 amino acids. The transcript is spliced from 18 exons. Gene Ontology annotation, molecular function: serine-type endopeptidase inhibitor activity. NCBI's taxonomy places the organism in Eukaryota, Metazoa, Chordata, Mammalia, Proboscidea, Elephantidae.